Molecule: messenger RNA, 558 nt
Organism: Cladophialophora psammophila CBS 110553
Lineage: Eukaryota; Fungi; Ascomycota; Eurotiomycetes; Chaetothyriales; Herpotrichiellaceae
Exons: 2
Coding region: 1-558 (185 amino acids)
Source: RefSeq, a predicted model, not a curated record
AUGGCAGAUGCCCCGGUCCUCGAUCUCGAGGCAUAUCCUACCGCGAAGGAAUUCGUGUCAAAGUGCCACGAGUUCUUCAGAGAGGUCAAGAACUUAACCCCAGGCAAAGACCUCGAAGCGCGGCUGAACAGCGAAUACGGCCCGGGAACGCCCUUCUACGAGUCCUUCGCGCACUACAUGCGCCUGGGCCUCAAGGAAGGCUGGGUGGCGCGCGACGAACUCGACGGGCCCAAGUACCGUCGCGGCCGCAUCGCCCCGCCCACGCCAGAGAGCAACUACAUCUCGAUCACCACGGUGUAUAUGGAUUCAAAGGAGGUGUAUCGGGGACAGUACCAUCAGCAUCCGUACGGGGAGAUCAACUGCGUGAUCUUGGUGGAUGAGACGGCAGAGUUGAUGGGCAUGCAGGGGUGGCAGGGUGCAGGCUGGACGAGUCCAGGACCUGGGACGCACCAUUAUCCCGAAGUCAGAGGGGGGGCAUUGGUGGCCUUGUUCUUUCUGCCCGCGGGGAGGAUCAGUUACGAAGCAACGCCAGAUAUGCCGCAACCUGCAUCUCUGUAG